AUGGAAGGUGGGUUAGAAAAGAUUCAAGAUCUUGAAGACAGUGUUCGUGGCAAACAAGAAAUUAUUGAAGAGACAAAAGGCAGAGCACCUGUAUUUACUGUUCCAUUGUCUAAUGUAGACAGUUUACGUGAAGGUGAAAAUGUUCACUUUGAAGCAAGAGUCACUCCAACUGAUGAUCCAAAAUUGAAGAUUGAAUGGUACUGGAAUGGCAAACCAUUGAAAACGGGUUCACGUUUCCGUACAUUCUGUGAUUUUGGCUUUGUUAUUUUGGAAAUUUCUCCCGUCUAUCCAGAAGAUAGUGGUGAAUACGCAUGCCGUGCAAUAAACGAAUACGGAGAGGCCGUUACAACUGCAUCGAUGAAAGUUCAAGGAAAGCGUAGCAUUAUUCUUGAAUCACAAUUGCCCAAAGGAAUGGAAGGUACUAUUGAUCGAAUUGCUGAGCUUGAAGGGCUUGGCGUUCAAUAUGGUGAAUCAACGCCCGAAGAAGAAACUGGCAAACCACCAGAAUUUAUCACUUCACCAGCUGAUCUAACCAUCAAUGAAAAUGGUUUGGCUCACUUUGAAUGUCGAUUAACACCAAUUCAUGAUCCAAGCUUACAAGUCGAAUGGUAUCACAAUGGAAAAGCUUUGUGGUCUGGUUCUCGUAUUAAGACGAUCAACGAUUUUGGCUUUGUUAUUUUGGAAAUUGCUGGUUGCUAUCAACGUGAUUCGGGUCUAUAUACUUGUAAGGCCACAAAUCUAGUUGGUGUCGAUGAAACAACAUGUACUUUGGAUUGCCGUAGCAGUCAACAAAUUUUGACAACAACUCAAAACGAAGCCGGAUUAGAGCAAAUCCAAUAUUUGGAGGAUCGUUCGAAAUACACACGCACCGAAGUGAGCGAUGAGGUGACAAAACAAACACCUGUCUUCACAACAUCAUUGAAAAAUGUUGACAUUAAAGAAGGUCAACGUGCUCACUUCGAAUGCCGUUUAAUUCCUGUUUCCGAUCCAACAAUGAAAGUUGAAUGGUAUCACAAUAAUAAGCCAUUGAAAUCGGGAUCACGUUUCACUGAAACCAACAAUUUUGGCUUUGUUGCAUUGGAUAUUCUUUCAUGCUUGCCAGAAGAUUCAGGUACUUAUACCUGUCGUUCAAUCAAUGCACUUGGUGAAGCCGUUACAUCGGCUAUUGCGUCGAUUCAUACAAGAAGAGCCAUUUACACUGAAUCGCAACACGAAGGAGCACUACGCAGCAUCAAUCAUUUGGAAGAUACAUCUAGACAUCAAACAAGAAGCGUUCAAGACGAAAUCAUUACUCAGGCACCUGUAUUCACCAUGCCUGUACGUGACAUUCGCGUUGCCGAGAACCAGGCCGUUCAUUUCGAGGCACGUCUAAUCCCAGUUGGAGAUCCAAAACUCAAAGUCGAAUGGUUGAGGAAUGGUGUGCCACUAGAAGCAUCUAACCGAUUGACAACCAUGCACGACUUUGGAUAUGUUGCUUUAAAUAUGAAAUAUGUAAAUCCAGAAGAUUCAGGAACUUAUACAAUCAAAGCAAUCAAUGAAUUGGGGCAGGCUGUAACAUCAGCAUCGCUUAUUGUCCAAUCCAAAGCUGCACUUCAAAUGGAAACGCAAAAUGAAUCGGCUCUUCAGAAGAUCCAUCAAUUAGAAGAUACUUCACGUCAUCACCGUCGUGAGGAGGAUGAUACUAUUGUGCGUCAAGCACCACGAUUCAUUACUCAAUUGAGCGGUCCAACCAAUUUGCAUGAAGGUCAAAGUGCACACUAUGAGUGUCGCAUUGAACCGUAUCCCGAUUCAAAUCUAAAAGUUGAAUGGUUCCACAAUGGACAACCAUUACAGUCGGGCCAUCGAUUCCGUACAACGUACGACUUUGGAUUCGCUGCACUUGACAUUUUGACGGUGUAUGCUGAAGAUAGUGGUGAAUACACAUGCAAGGUUACCAAUCUCAAUGGUCAAGCUCAAUCGGCUGUUAAAUUGGGCGUACAACCACGUGCAAGCAUUGUAUAUGAAACUCAAAAUGAUAGCGCUUUAGAAAAGAUUAACUAUUUGGAAGGUGAUGCUCGCUUCAAGCGCAAAACUGAUGACGAACCAAUUAUUUUGGAGAAGCCGGAAUUCGGUAGACCAUUGCGAAAUGCGGCCGUUCAAGAAGGAAAACCAGUACAUCUGGAAGCCACUUUGACGCCAGUCAAUGAUCCAACAAUGGUUGUUGAGUGGUACUGCAAUGGAAAACCGGUUCAACAAGGUCAUCGAUUUAAAACAACUUACGAUUUUGGCUUUGUUGCACUUGACAUUCUAUAUGCGCAUUCAGAAGACACUGGUACUUAUAUGCUUAGGGCAAAGAACGCAGUUGGAGAGGCUGUAACUACAUGUUCUGUUUCGGCAGCUGCCAAUGCCGGUUUGUUCUUGGAAACAUUGGACGAACAGCGAUUACAAAAGAUUCGUCAAUUGGAAAGCUACCAAAAGCCAAAGACACCAGAAGUUGAGGAAGUUGGUCAGAAGCCAGUGUUCUUGACUCCAUUGACAAGUUUGGAAAAUCUUAAGGAAGGCGAUCACGCCCAUUUGGAAUGUCGUGUUGAGCCCAUCAACGAUCCCAAUUUGAAGAUUGAAUGGUAUCGAAAUGGAAAACGUCUUACAGCCGGUCAUCGUUACCGAACAACACAUGACUUUGGCUAUGUUGCACUUGACAUUUUGUAUGUUUAUGGUGAAGAUUCCGGUACAUACAUGAUUCAGGCAAUCAAUGCACUUGGCGAGGCAAUGAAUACAUGUAAUAUUCGUUGUAUCAAUAGAAAGAGCAUUAUUUUGGAUACACAACAUCCAGAUGGUUUGGAAAAGAUUCAGAAACUUGAAUCACGCGGAGCACAAACUCGCAAUGAAAUUGCUGAAAUUCCAAUUACACCGCCAAGAUUCACCACCAAUCUUCACGGUACAACUGAAAUUUUCGAAGGUCAAACAGCCCAUUUCGAAGCUCAGGUCGAACCAAUCCACGAUUCCAAUUUACGCAUUGAAUUCUAUCACAAUGGAAAACUAUUGCAAUCCGCUUCACGGUUCCAUACUACCUUCGAUUUUGGUUAUAUUUCGUUGGACAUCCAAAAGGCCGUAGCUGAAGAUGCUGGUGAAUACACAUGCAAGGCAUUUAACGCACUUGGUGAGAGUCGUUCAACAAUUCGAUUGAAUGUCAUUGCAAAGGGUGGCAUCAUCACUGAGUCAGUACGACCUGAAGGUCUUGAAAAGAUUCGUCAAUUGGAAUUGGGAACACCGCACACUCGACCAGAAGUGCCAGAACCAGUCACAAGACAACGUCCUGUAUUCACUCAACCAUUGCAAAAUAUCGAUUCCAUUCCCGAAGGUCAAACUGCACACUUUGAAUGCCGUUUGAUUCCAGUGGGUGAUCCAACAUUGAAGGUUGAAUGGUAUCGUAACGAAAAAAUUAUCGAAGACAGUUCACGUAUUACAAAACAACAUGACUUUGGUUUUGUUUCCAUGGACAUUACCCAUAUUCGUGCCGAAGACCAAGGUGUAUACAUGUGUCGGGCAACCAACGCACUAGGAGAGGCUGUCACAACGGCUGCGAUGAAAAUUCGUACACAUGCAAGCAUUCAAAUGGAUACACAACACCCAGAGAGUAUCCCCAAAUUGCAACAACUUGAGCAACCAGCACGAGCACCAAUGCCUGAGCCAGAGCGCGUAUUCGAAAAGCCAAUAUUUACACAGCUUUUGACUGGUCCAGCUGAAUUGUGGGAAGGACAACAUGCUCACUUUGAAGCACGCGUGGUACCAGUCGGUGAUCCAAAUUUGCGCUACGAAUGGUAUGUCAAUGGUGUUGAAUUAAAGAUGGGAUCAAGAUUGCGUACAUCACACGAUUUUGGAUUCGUUUCACUGGAUAUUAGUUCUGUUGUGACUGAAGAUGCUGGCAUUUACAUGUGCAAAGCAAUAAAUUUGGCCGGUGAAGCUGUAUCAUCGACUAGCAUGAAAGUAAAAGGAAAAUCAUCAAUUGUUGGUGAUACGUUGUCACCGGAAUCAUGGCAACAAAUUCAAUUGAAAGAAGCUGCAAUGAAUCGUGUACCGGAAAUGUUUGUUGACGCAACACCUCAACAGGCACCAGUCUUCACAACCCACUUGCAGAGCUUCGAAAAAUUGGUCGAAGGACAGAACAUCCGAUUGGAAGCUCAAGUUGAACCACGUGCCGAUCCAAAUUUGAAGAUUGAAUGGUAUAAAAAUGGUGUGUCGCUUACAACUGGUUCACGCAUUCGAAGCACAUUUGAUUUUGGUUUGGUCACUUUGCAAAUUAAUUCAUUGCGCGAUGAUGAUUCAGGAAUUUACACUUGUAAAGCAACAAAUUUGGUUGGCGAAGCAGUUUCAACGUCUUCUAUUAAAGUUGGUGAUCGUCAUUGGUUGCUCGGAGACUCUUUACAUCCAGACGCAUUGCCACGCAUUGCUCAAUUGGAAGAACCAAAAGCAGGACGACCCGAAUUUCCAGAACCAGUUUAUGAAUCGCCGGUGUUUAUCACUCAUUUAAAUAACAUCGAAUGCAAAGAAAAUGACAAUGUUCGCUUUGAAUGUAACGUUGAACCGGCCAGAGAUCCAACAAUGCAAAUUGAAUGGUUCUUCAAUAAUAAGCCAUUGAGUGCCGGCUCAAAAUACAAGACCACCUACGAUUUGGGAUAUGUUGCACUUGACAUCAUUUCAACCUAUGCCGAAAACUCUGGCAUUUAUACUGCUAAGGCAACGAAUUCAAAGGGCUCAGCCACCACAUCGGGUACCUUGCGAUGCGUUGGAACGCAAACAAUGUUCUUGGAUACACAACAUCCACAAGGACAAAGCGGAUUGGAAGCCGUUCAAGAGACCGAAGAAGAAUUGGCCAAUAGAUAUAAACGUGAGGUAAUCAAACCAGAAAAAGAUUACCCAGCACCAGUUUGGACCAAACCAUUAGAAUCAGAGUUCCGUUUGAAUGAAAAUCAAGCUCUUCAUUUGGAAGGUCAAGUUGAACCGAAGGAAGAUCCAAAUUUGAAGAUUGAAUGGUUCUUGAAUGGUAAGGUGUUGCAACAUGGUUCUCGAUUCAAGAUGAACAGCGAAUUUGGUUUUGUAACACUUGAUUUGGUAGAUGUGUAUGAACGCGAUCAAGGUAUUUAUACAUGCAAAGCAAGCAAUAGAAAAGGAGAAGCCUUUACAACCAGUACAAUUGUUUGUUCCGGCAAAGAGAGCAUUAUUGAUAGCACACAACAUCCAAAAGGUGCUGAAGGCUUGGAAACAAUUCAAAAUUUGGAAGAGUCAUUGCGUAAACCAGAUUCAAAAGCUGUUCAAGCUGAAAGUGGUCAACCACCACGUUUCACAACCGAAUUCGUUACGAUUCCAAAUAUCUCUGAUGGUGAAAUUGCCCACUAUGACGCGUUGCUUGUACCGACCGGCGAUCAAUCAAUGGUCGUAGAAUGGUUCUAUAAUGGAAAAGUACUUGAGGCAAGCCAUCGUUUCAAAACUGUAUACGCAUUUGGUAUGGUUGUGCUGGAAAUAAUUGGAACUAAAAUCGAAGAUUCUGGCACUUAUACGUGCCGUGCAACAAAUGCGCACGGAACGGCCGAAAUUAGUACGUACUUAACUUGUGUUGAACGUUUAGCCGGACAACCACCUAAAUUCACGACUCAAAUUCAAAACUUGGCUGGACUUAAAGAUGGUCAAUCAGCUCACUUUGAAUGCACAUUGGUUCCAGUUAAUGAUCCAGAUUUGAAAGUGGAGUGGUAUCAUAACGGAAAACCAAUUCGUCACUCAACCAGAAUCAAGCCCGUGUCUGAUUUUGGAUAUGUUUUGCUCGAUAUUGCCUAUGUACAAAGUCACGAUUCUGGCGAAUACGUAUGUCAGGCAAAGAAUAAGUAUGGUGAAGAUUUCACUCGUGCAUCUAUUGAGUGCUUCGGAAAGAGUGGCGUUUUCUAUGACAGCUUGCAACCACAAUCAUUGGAAAGAAUCAGAGAAUUGGAAGCAUUGGGCUUGCCACAACAUGCUACACCACAAACACCAACUGGAGAAGCACCACGAUUCGUUACCGAAUUGCAAGAUAUUUCAAAAUUGAUUGAAGGUCAAAGUGCUCACUUUGAAGCACGUUUAACACCAAUUAACGAUCCUGAUUUGGUUGUUGAGUGGUAUUAUAAUGGAAAGAAAUUGCCGCAUGGUCAUCGGUUCCGUACGUUCCAUGACUUUGGUAUUGUCAUUUUGGACAUUUUGUACUGUUAUGAAGAAAACUCUGGCGAAUAUGAAUGCCGUGCUUCAAAUAAAUACGGCACUGCAGUGACCAAAUCAUCCUUGCGCUGUUAUUCAAAGACCAAUCUUGUUCUUGACUCACAAUUGCCAAGA
Contarinia nasturtii (swede midge) is the source of this 6336-nucleotide messenger RNA. RefSeq names its product titin-like. The annotation marks the transcript as partial. The record is from RefSeq and is a predicted model, not a curated record. The transcript is spliced from 14 exons. Lineage: Eukaryota; Metazoa; Arthropoda; Insecta; Diptera; Cecidomyiidae.